Chilo suppressalis (striped riceborer) is the source of this 612-nucleotide messenger RNA. The record is from the annotation of a GenBank genome assembly. NCBI's taxonomy places the organism in Eukaryota, Metazoa, Arthropoda, Insecta, Lepidoptera, Crambidae.
AUGGCUAGUACAAGUAACACUGAUACACCUUUUUUUCAUAACUUAAAAGAAUUUCCACCUAUAAUAGAUGGAAGAAUUAAUCUUACAAAUUUCUUAGCUGCUGCAAAUGACUUGGUAUUACUGGUUGAACGUCUCGGGAAAUUGUUCGCGCCUGUAAAAUAUGACAUGCAAGGAAACAUUGAUAAAAUAGCAAAGUUCUUCGAAUUUGAUGAGACAUCAUGUUUACUAGAAGUAAUGCUUGACGAAGUUAAUAGUGGCAAAUGCACCGGCACCGAAGGAGUUUUAUGGCUCAAUAGAGCUAUAUUGUUCUUUGAAAUAAUAUUUCAAGAGAUUUUAAAAUGCCUUCAAGCCAAUGAACAGGAUAUAAACAUGACAAAAAUAUAUAUAAUAGCAUAUGAGGAAUCUGUAAAAAAAUACCAUAACUGGAUUACACAACAACUGUUUGCUCUCAUCUGCAAAAUGUCUCCAACAUAUAGUCAAAUAAUGAAAUCACUAGAAGUUGACAAGGAUGUUAGAGGAUUUGAAUUAAGAUUAACAAGUUUCAAUAACAAACUACAUUUGGUUAGAUAUAAAAUAGAUGACUGUUUCAAAGAGCAUAAUUUAUUUCAAUAA